UACUAACCCUCGCCAUCUCUCCGCGCGGCAACUGUUCUCUCUCUCUCUCUCUCUUUCUGGCACGCACACAACCACGCGACCAAACGCACGCAUAGCAGAACCUUUUGGUCAUGGCGGACGCCCCUCAGACGCUGAUCGAUGGGAGCACUCUGGCGGCCCUCUCCUUGGCCCGCGCCGGCGUGCAGCACAUGUUCGGGGUGGUGGGGAUCCCCGUCACCGCCGUCGCCACCCGAGCCGUCGCAGCCGGCGUCCGCUUCCUCGCGUUCCAUAACGAGCAAUCGGCCGGGUACGCGGCAACCGCCUAUGGAUAUCUGACCGGCCGCCCCGGCGUCUUUCUCACCGUCUCUGGCCCCGGAUGCGUCCACGGCCUCGCCGGGCUCUCCAACGCCGCCGUCAACGCCUGGCCCGCCGUGAUGAUCUCUGGAUCCUGCGAUCAGGCUGACGCUGGCAAGGGCGACUUCCAGGAGUUGGAUCAGAUUGAGGCCGUCAAGCCUUUCGUCAAGUUCUCCGCUAAGGCCACUCACAUAGCGCAGAUCCCUCGCCUGGUGUACCAGGUGCUGAGCCAGGCCGUCGCCGGGCGGCCGGGAGGGUGCUACUUGGAUCUCCCAUCCGACGUCCUCCACCAGACGAUCUCUGAUUCCGAGGCCGACAAGAUCUUGUCUGAGGUGGAAAACCCUAGGAUCGAGGAAAUUAGGGACAAAGAAGUUGUAGAUAUUGAAAAGGCCGUGGCUUUGCUGAGGAGCGCGGAGAGGCCGUUAAUAGUGUUUGGGAAAGGCGCCGCGUUUGCACGGGCAGAGGAGCCACUGAAGAAGCUGAUCGAAACCACGGGGAUUCCCUUCCUUCCGACUCCGAUGGGUAAGGGUUUGGUGCCGGACACUCAUGAGCUUGCAGCCACCGCUGCACGAUCUCUGGCUAUCGGCCAAUGCGAUGUGGCGCUCAUCGUCGGUGCACGGCUCAACUGGCUGCUCCACUUUGGCGAGCCACCAAGAUGGUCGAAAGAUGUGAAAUUCAUUCUUGUUGAUAUCUCCACGGAAGAAAUCGAGCUCCGAAAGCCUCACCUUGGUUUAGUUGGUGAUGCUAAGAGGGUUCUGGAAUUGAUUAAUAAAGAGAUCAAGGAUCAGCCUUUCUGUUUAGGGAGAUCACAUCCCUGGGUGGAGGCCAUUUCAAAGAAGGUAAAGGACAAUGUGGCGAAGAUGGAAGUUCAAUUGUCUAAGGUCGUGGUGCCCUUCAAUUUCUUCACACCAAUGAGGAUCAUAAGGGAUGCUAUCCUUUCGGUGGGCAGCCCCGCUCCGAUAUUAGUGUCUGAGGGUGCAAACACAAUGGAUGUGGGGAGAGCAGUGUUGGUUCAGAAUGAGCCCCGGACGAGGUUGGAUGCUGGGACCUGGGGGACAAUGGGAGUAGGUUUAGGCUACUGCAUUGCAGCUGCGGUGGCCUCACCUGAAAGACUGGUGGUUGCUGUUGAAGGGGAUUCAGGUUUCGGAUUCAGUGCCAUGGAAGUUGAGACACUUGUGAGAUAUCAGUUACCAGUUGUCGUGAUUGUUUUCAACAAUGGUGGCGUAUAUGGAGGCGAUAGAAGAUCCCCUAAUGAAAUUACUGGACCACACAAAGAUGACCCCGCUCCUACUUCCUUCGUUCCUGGUUCAGCUUACCAUACUCUAAUCGAAGCUUUUGGUGGGAAAGGGUAUCUAGUUGGAACUCCCGAAGAACUCAAGUCUGCACUCUCUGAAUCUUUCUCUGCUCGGAAACCAGCUGUUAUCAAUGUUAUAAUAGAUCCAUAUGCAGGUGCAGAAAGUGGCCGAAUGCAACACAAAAAUUAAGGUACCUUUUACUAUUAUUGCAGCAGUAAACUCUUCUCAUGUCAGCCAAACUAGUCAUCCGUUGCCUUCAACGACCAUAUAACGUUGAAUUGCCUUAUAUCUAGAUAUGUUUUUGAUAGUUCCUUAACUGAUGAGAGAGAGAUUAUGGUAUCUGUAUAAUCUGUGAUCAAUAAAGAUGUGUCUGUAGCAUCUUCAGCUCUUCUAUUUAAGUUUAAGUUAUAUUGUUCAAGGGUUA
Molecule: messenger RNA, 2052 nt
Organism: Musa acuminata AAA Group (dessert banana)
Lineage: Eukaryota; Viridiplantae; Streptophyta; Magnoliopsida; Zingiberales; Musaceae
Product: 2-hydroxyacyl-CoA lyase
Exons: 2
Coding region: 111-1817 (568 amino acids)
Biological process (GO): fatty acid alpha-oxidation
Cellular component (GO): peroxisome
Molecular function (GO): catalytic activity; thiamine pyrophosphate binding; magnesium ion binding
Source: RefSeq, a predicted model, not a curated record